GAUAUUUUUAUAAAGAAAGCUAGCGGUGCGAUUGAAGUUGAAUUACCUGAAAUUAAAGAGCCCUUUCUUCGAUAUUUCAAUAAUAUAUUCUCAUAUUCUUGAUUCUCAAGUUCUUGAAAAGAAAGAAGAUUCCAAACCCUCUGGGUUUACACCCUUAAAAGCGGUUGAUUAGGCUUGCUCUUAAAUCAAAAUACAGCUGCUAUUACAUUCGAUAAUUAGCCUCUUGUUAGUCAAAUCCCGUGCAAUCAUUCUGUGUAAGAACUGUUUUUAAUUAAAAUCUAAUUAACUAAGCAACCUUUUUACAGCAAUUGGAGUUUCGUAUCACGCAGAAACUUAAUCAAAAACAUCAUUAUUGAUUAAAACCCUGACUUAUUGGUCGUUUGUUGAGACUUUCAUCCAAACAUCGAUGAUGAACUCUGGCUCUUCCUCUUUUAUUUAUUCUCUAAUUAAAAUUUAUUGAAAGAAUUCUGCGAUUAAUGAAAACAAUGGACGCACGUUGUUCUUAAAUCGCAAUUUAUUACGUAAAAGCACAGUCUUCCAGAUCAUACUGAUGAUCCUUUCAAGUAAUCUGAUGAUUUCUUCAACACGUGACUGAUAAUUUGGACAGACCGGAGAGGUUUACCGUGGCAAAUCAUUCUUCAACAAGCCCUAAAGCAUACAACAAGAUUCAAAAAGAGACUAUGAAUGCUAACGAAUUUCCAAUUACAUUGAUUCUCGCAUCUGCCAUUAUUCUUGUCAACGUUGCUGAAAUAAUUCUAAUCUUUAAAGCAAAAAAGAAUUGCUCGUUAUUUCAGCGCCUCCUUCUAAGCCUCGCUGUCGCCGAUCUUCUCGUUGGAUUGUCACAAUUGACAUUACCAAUUGCAUUGCCUGAAACUAAAAUUAAACAAUAUAAACUUGACGGUGUUCUAUGCUUUACCAUUGCUGCCUCCGUGAAUCACGUCAACGCGAUAACUGUGGAUCGCUUUCUGGCAAUCUGCUGGCCUUUGAAACAUCGGUACUUGAUUUCAAGAAAACGAAUCUUGAUCAUCAUUGCUGUUACUUGGUGCAUCAGCUUCGUGAUGUUAACGCCGCGGAUUGUCGGCGAUAACUUUAAUCAUGUAAGGUAUAUCUUCAGUAUAGCCACGCUUGCAUACAGUUGUGCUAUGAUCUUUUUCUAUUCUUUCAUUAUAUACCGAGUCGUUGUAAUACGUCGUAAGGGGAUUAUCAAAACAGCAAAGGGAGUAACAAAUGCAGCACAGGCAAGCAAAGACGUGCAGCUCGUUGUCGUAUCGGUGACUCUAACGACAACAUUUCUGCUUUGCACAAUUCCGUUUUGCGUUUUCACAUUUAUCACAGAAAGUAUCCCACCACCAGCGAAAUACUUGCUGUUAUCUAAUUCAUUAUGCAAUCCUAUCGUCUACUUUUUCUGGAAAUUUCUGCAAUCAAAAUCAAAGAUUCUCAAGCCAGCAAUGUCUCAAACACAAGUGAUCAAUUCAUCAUGAAAAUAGCUUACUGGCCUCCAAGCAAAGACGUUUUAUCUAUGAUUAUCUUCUUCACGUACCAGAAUGGGACAUAAAAAGGACAUUGUUUCAAGCACAACCAAUCAUAUGUAUUUAUAGUUUAAACCGGAAAAACUCACGAAUUGUAAUUCGUAGUAGUCUUUUUGCUGUAAACUUCUGCAAACUGGCCUAAACUAGUUUGCAGCUAGUUCCCAAAGCUUCUGUUUUCAAGAAAGAUAAUUCUAACUACAGGUAUCUGUAUUUUCUAUACAAUCAUUUAAUAGAAACUCAACAUUUGGUUUUACUUUUUUCUUAGUCAAUUGAUCCAAGUCAUUUUCCUAGUCAAGUUUCAUAUUCAUCUUGAUCUAUGACAUAACGUCAUAAAUAAUCGUAGAAAAAAAUAUCUUUUCACUUCUUGUUUAUCUCCUUGAAAUAGUUAUUGCCAUUUUUCAUUAUAAUUUAAGGCACGUUUUUAAUAAUUUAUAAUGGUUUAGGCUACUGUGACCUUCAACUUACAAGACUUCGAAGCUGUGGCCUUUAACUUAGCAGACUUCGAGGGUUUUUGGCAUUGUUUGGGAAACGGCCAAGAGAAAGUCAUCUAAUGAUUGAGGCAACACUUCUUUUGGAUCAAAGAAAAUGUGCAUUGAACUCAAACAAUAUUACUCAUAGCCUCUCUUCUCUUCAUCUCCACAACAAAGUAGCAAAAUGUUGAGAAGAACAUUUAAAUCUAUAUAUAUGAUAAUAUCUAUAUACAACAUAUAUUACAGUCAUUAGUUUUAAUUGUCAAAAUCCUAAAACCCCUUAUCAGGAUUAUAUCACAUUGUGUAUUUCUCUGCUUCUAGAUUUAUCUUGUAGUUUAUUCUUAGUAAUAUAUUAUGCUUAGUUAUGCUAUUCUCGUACUUUCCUUGUACAUAUAAAUAUACGUAGUUAGUUAGAUUCAAGAUAUUAGGAAGGAGGUUCAUAGAGAUCAGACAUGAAAUGCUAAACGGUCGAAGGUAGCUAAAAGGCUUGUGAAAGCUCUUGCAGCCAAGUUUGUACUUAGGACAGGCAGUGCUAGAGAAAGAAUGCGCUGUACCUCGUUAAUCAUUCAUAUUUCGUUGGAAUGUAAUAGGUUUUAGAGUUCACGUAGAUUAUGUUAGCAGUUUGAUUAAAGUUUAGCCUUGGAAUGUCAGAAGAUGAAAAUAGAAAGAAAAGCAUAGCUGCUUCAAGAAACCGUAAUUUUUUGAAGUUUCAGUCUUCGGAGCAUAUCUCGCGAUUUAAAAAUUUAUUUUACAGUUCAACAGCCACCUCUCUUGAAUAACCUUAAUGAU
Molecule: messenger RNA, 2788 nt
Organism: Rhopilema esculentum
Lineage: Eukaryota; Metazoa; Cnidaria; Scyphozoa; Rhizostomeae; Rhizostomatidae
Product: trace amine-associated receptor 1
Biological process (GO): G protein-coupled receptor signaling pathway
Cellular component (GO): plasma membrane
Molecular function (GO): G protein-coupled receptor activity
Source: RefSeq, a predicted model, not a curated record